Messenger RNA from Nomascus leucogenys (northern white-cheeked gibbon), 1973 nucleotides. It is a transcript of the gene MUC7, whose product is annotated as mucin 7, secreted. Lineage: Eukaryota; Metazoa; Chordata; Mammalia; Primates; Hylobatidae. Gene Ontology annotation, cellular component: extracellular exosome. The record is from RefSeq and is a predicted model, not a curated record.
AUGAAAACUCUGCCGCUGUUUGUGUGCAUCUGUGCACUGAGUGCUUGCUUCUCAUUCAGUGAAGGUCAAGAAAGGGAUCACGAACUACGUCACAGAAGGCAUCAUCACCAAUCAGCCCAAUCUCACUUUGAAUUACCACAUCAUCCUGGACUGCUGGUUCACCAGAAGCCGCUCAUUAAAAAGUCCUAUAAAUGUCUACACAAACGCUGUAGGCCUAAGCUUCCACCUUCACCUAAUAACUCCCACAAAUUCCCAAAUCCUCACCAGCCACCUAAACAUCCAGAUCAAAAUGGCAGUGUGGUCAACCCUACCAUAGUGGCUACAACCCAAAUUCCAUCUGUGACUUCCCCAUCAGCUUCCACCAAAAUUACUACCCUUCCAAAUGUGACUUUUCCUCCUCAGAAUGCUACCACCAUAUCUUCAAGAGAAAAUGUUAACACAAGCUCUUCUGUAGCUACAUUAACACCAGUGAAUUCCCCAGCUCCACAAGACACCACAGCUGCCCCACCCACACCUUCUACAACUACACCAGCUCCACCAUCUUCCUCAGCUCCACAAGAGACCACAGCUGCCCCACCCACACCUUCUGCAACUACACCAGCUCCACCAUCUUCCCCAGCUCCACAAGAGACCACAGCUGCCCCAAUUACCACACCUAAUUCUUCCCCAACUACUCUUGCACCUGACACUUCUGAAACUUCAGCUGCACCCACACACCAAACUACUACUUCAGUCACUACUCAAACUACUACUACUAAACAACCAACUUCAGCUCCUGGCCAAAAUAAAAUUUCUCAAUUUAUUUUAUAUAUGAAGAAUCUACUAAACAGAAUUUUUGAAGACAUACUGGAGCAAUAGUAUAUUAUAUGUUGUAAAAUGUUCUGUCAUUUAUGUGCUUCAUGAGUGCAGAACUACCAUCUUUACUUUUAGCACCAAUCCCAACAUGAAAUUAUAUUACUCAGAUUUAAAGCACUAUCAUUAAUCUUUCAAUCUAAUUAUUCACCACCACAAGACCUAUUAACAAGAUAAAAUGCCUCUAUCCCACAAGCCAGAUGCAGGUCUGAGGUUCAAAAUAACUCUUUGGAUCCUACAGAGAUAGCCUACUGAGGGCAGAGAAAGUCCUCAGAUAAAAAGAGAAUAUUGUAUGGGCCAUCAACCAUUUACUUUUCCCUGAAUGUUAGAAACUACAAAAUCACUACCUUGUACCCCCAUCAAAAUCCCACCUGAACCAUCUAAUCCUAUAAACAUAAACGGGUAAAAUUGGAACUUUCCAGAUGAACAAAGACAUCUAAAUAUCUGUAGAUAGAAACAUUUAUCUAUCUAAAUAUAUUGAUAGACCUGUCAUUGUACUGAUUAAUGACAAAAUCCUUUAGAUAAUUAUCUUUAACUUUAAAUAAAAUUUUAUUUCACAAAUGUGAGCCGAGAAAGAGGAAAGUUGAUUUGAAGUGAGGAUUAGAAGUGAAUGACAAUAAAGUCUGGCAGCCAAGCACGAACCAAGACUGGCACUACUUUUCUUAGUGUAUAUAAUUGUUUAAACUGCAAGGUUGACAUUUAUUGUGUUGUGUCUCAGUUAAUUUCGAUCUAAUGUACCUGAUUCUAGCCUCUGUGAACAACAAGAAUACGUUUGUGUAUGUUCACAUGGUGCUCAUAAUAUUUCACUAUCAAUUCAAUUAAUUCACAUAAAUUCCAUGUGAAAUGUAUUCAACAAUGGAAUAUUUUCUACAAUAUUUAGUAUACAUUUGAAUGUAUUUUAAACCAUGCCAAACUACUGCUUUAAUGUCAAGUUUGCAGAAUUGUCUCUGAAAAUAAAAACCCUGACUUUAGUUGUAAAAGAAUAAAAAUUAGCUACUUGGUAUACGGAGAUGUUAAUUUGGGAUAUAGAGGCAUUUUUAUCUUCUGUCACUACUACUUAAAACUCUGAUGAUUAUGUUAGAUUUUUUUGCUAACUAAUAAAGAUUUCAAAUGGCAAUUUA